UGUUGCGUUUCAUUUUAGUUUCAGUUGGGUUGUUGUUGUUGUUCCACACACCAAACUACCGAAGGUUCAUUUCGUGGCUUUUUCGCUUAUCUCCUCUUAUUAGUUUGUUUCGUUGGUCGUACAAAUAAAUAAACUAAACCAAUCAGUCCGACGGGUACCAACUACUCUACUCGUUCCUUCAUUCUACUUUUGUUAUUAACAAAAUUACAAGUGAAUUUCGGCUAUAAAAACAGUAAAAAAUUAAAACAAAAAAUAAUAACCAACAUCCAAGGAAUCAACACGUCUCAAAUCUCCUCUUUUUUUGGUGUGUUGUUGGUUAUUAUAAUUCUUGGGUUUCAUUUCGUUUUAUUUCUGUGUGAGUGUGCAUACAACAUACCUUUCUAUUAGUAAGCAACGAAACAGCAGCUAAAACGUCGUCUUCGUAGUUGUUGUUUUAAUUAUUGCUUUGCAUACAACUUGUACAAAACGCAAAAACCAUCAGUGCUGUGCUGUGCUGUGCCUUAUGAAUAAUUAAAAAGUAAAGAAAAUUAAAAAUUUCUAAAAAGUUUACAUUGUUGUUGUUGAGAAGCAAAGUUUAAAAAUCCAUUUCUGCAAAUGAUCAUUUUGUGAAAUCGAUAAUAAAAGAGUCUGUGAGUGUUUCUUCUGCUGCAAUCCCCCUCACGAGGAUCUGUAUCGUGUUCAUUUUUAAUUUCGACAAAGUGUUUUUGUUUGUAAAGUAACAUCAAAAUCUCAAAAUAUACAAAAUAAUAUACCUAUUACAAUAAAUUAAUCAUCUAAAGUGCUCUUAUAUUACAUAAAAAUAAAUCAAAGUAAAAAAGAAACAUCGGAAAAAGUGACCAAGUCUACUGCUAUUCAUUCUUUUCUGCUGCGUUCAAUCGGUAUAGCGCGCUCUCACCAUCUACAAAAACAAGAUAACACAACUAAAUCAAUUUGUUUACAAUUAUAAGUACCACUUCAACUGCCUUAAAUAAAAAAAAACCUCCAGCAAAUACUCGACCAGAGCAAUAAAACCCUCUCCGCCUCAAUAUCGAGUUCAUUCGAGCUUCCUGCAAUUGUUGUUAAGAUUCUUUUUUUUUAUCGACCACUUGUAAUUGGCAUAUAAAAUACGAAACUAAAAUAAGUGCGACGCUGCAAAAUAAACGCGAAAUCCAAAUAUUUUACGACGGUUGUGCUAAAAUCGAAAAUAUUUCUAUUAAUUACUCAUCUAUAAAUAUAAGAACUUAGUUAGUCAAAGUUAGACAGCGAACAAAAUAGAAAAAGGCAAUAACUAACAAGGUUUCAACACAAAGGACCCCCAUUAUAUUUUAUUCUCAGACAUAAGGACACACACACACACCCAGUCACCUACACCGGCACACAGCCAAGGCCAGAAUAUAAUCAGCAGCAGCAGCAACCAUGGAGUCGAUGGAGUACGAAAUGGCACGCAACAUGACGUUGCUGUUCUUCUUGGAGCGUCUACUUGAUAAGGGCGAACCACGCACUGUUCACGACUUGUCGUGCCAAUUUGGCAACAAGGAAUUCACCAAGGAAAUGCGUCAGAUUGCCGGUGGUUCACAAUCAGGUCUUAAGAAAUUUUUGGCUCAGUAUCCUUCGAUAUUCCUGGUGGAUGGUGAUUACGUUCAAGUGAAUUGCUAUCAACAUUCCAAUGCCGAUGAUGGCGGUUUCGGUGGCAGACGUGACUACAUCCAAGAGGCCAAAGACUAUUUCAAAAAUAAAUUGCUACAAUAUGGCGUUGGCGUGGAGGUGCCAGUUCGCAGUUUGCUGGGUCACAGAUCCCAGGCAUCGCCUCAGGUCAGGCAUAUAUCAGGUCAACACAUUAAGGAGUUCACCGAAUUUCUCUCCAAACACACAGACACCUUUCGUGUGGUCGAUGAUCAUGUGGUGUUGGUGGGUUGUGAGGAUAUGGCCGAUUUGCCGGCACGCGAUAGACUGCAUUUGCCCCAAACGAACAUCGAUACACGGGGCACCCAACAAAUGUUGGAUUUCUUUGCCCAGUGCAUUGAGAUGAAGGGCCCCAUAAUGGUGGAUCAGUUGUUCCAUUUGGUCACCACAAAUUUCCCCCAGGAACAAUGGUUGCGCAUGUUUAAGACGCCCAGCGAUUUGAUGACCUUUCUGCGUCUGUUCUCCGAUUGUUUUCACAUUCAAGCCAAUCUAGUCACACUUUUACAAAAACCUAAACUAAGCGAUUCCCAUAUACAACAGUCACAGGCCAAGUCGCGGGAGCAAUACAAUGCCAUGAACAAUAAUCGUCAGGCCCAGAGGGAGAAUCAUCAUUUGCAGCAGUCGUCCCAAACGGGAAGCAUAAGUGCGGUGCAGCAGCGUUUAUUAUCGCCUGGCUUGCGUCUUAAUAACAACAACAAUAAUAACAACAACAACAAUAAUCCAAAUAAUAUCAACAACAACAGCGGCUCCAACAUAGCAUCGCCCAAUUUCAAAUUAAAUGCCCCCGUGACGCCGCACAGCUCCACCACCAAUGCCACAGGCAAUGGAGACAUGUCACAAAAUCGUUCGGAACCCAAUUCCGGUUUCGACAGCUACAUACCCAUAUCGGAGAUGAAAUUGGAAAAUCUCUGUGAACGCAAUUAUCCUGCACCGCAUAGCUGCACCUCGUAUGGUCUGACCACUGGCGGCGGCCAACAGGGCAACAAUCAUCUGCAACCACCUUUACAACCACCUGCCAUAACAUUGCCACCCCAGGCUCCCGCUGAACGUCUAACGAAUUGUGCCAAUCAGACCCUUAAGCAACGCAUCAACAAUUUGGUCAUACGCACCCUGGCCGAGAACUAUGAAAAAGACAAACAAUCCAUGGCCAAUCAACAGGCUGGCUCUGUUGGUUACAUUCCCCAGAAUUCACCGCACAACAGCCCCAAUCACUCGCAAACAAUGGGCAAUUCCUCCCCGUUGUCGGGGGGCCAUUACAAUAAUUCCUCACAACAACUGUCGUCGUCGUCGUCGUCGUCAUCGUACAGCAACUCACCUAGUCAAAAUUAUUUUGUGGGCGAUACCUGGAAGAUAAAGGUCUUGCAGAAUACCAGUGUCAUAGCCAAUAUCAAGCAAUCGAUGUUUGUGACCGAGGCUAUGCUGAAAUUUGCUCAACAAAAUCAAUCGAUUGUCAUAUCGCUGGAUUGUGAGGGCAUUAAUUUGGGUGUCAAGGGUGAGAUUACCCUGAUCGAAAUUGGCACCACACGUGGUGAGGCUUUCAUAUUUGAUGUGCGCACCUGUCCCGAAAUGAUUAACGAUGGAGGCAUAAAAGCUUUGCUGGAGCAUGAGAAUGUCAUUAAAGUGGUGCAUGAUUGUCGCAAUGAUGCUGCCAAUUUGUAUCUUCAGUUUGGUAUUCUGCUGAGGAAUGUUUUCGAUACACAGGCUGCCCAUGCUAUUGUCCAAUACCAAGAGAACGGCAAGCAGGUGUACAAGGCAAAAUACAUAUCAUUGAACUCACUGUGUGAGCAAUACAAUGCCCCCAUAAAUCCCAUCAAAGAGCAGCUUAAACAAAUAUAUCGUCGCGAUCAGAAAUAUUGGGCCAAAAGGCCACUGACACGCGAAAUGUUACUGUAUGCUGCCGGUGAUGUUUUAAUUCUAAUCAAUGAUCAACUAUAUGGAAAUCUAUCAAGACAAAUAAAGCCAGAAAAUUUACAAUUAUUUUCUGAACUUUGUACCGAACAAAUUCUCAUGCAUAUCAAACCAAACGAAGUGAAAAUUCGUAAGAAGCAACGAAAAAUCAGCACUGAAGUUUCUGAUCUCAAGCAAAAAUUAGCGCAAACGAAUAAAAGUAUCGUACUAUCAAAUAGGGAGAUACGUUUAUUAAGAUAUAUGGACUUGACUGAAGAGGAAAAGGAGCGCCUCAAGGGUUAUUACAAAGUUGCCAAAAAGCUAGAGAAAAUGGAAUCAUCUGGCCAACAGAACAAAGAUCAAAGCGAUUCCGAAGACGAUCAGGAAGUCAAUGAAAAUGAUAAUUUCCCCAGUUUGGAUUCAGUGCCAUCGGAUAAUUCAUUGACAGGCACGUUUUCACCACGUUUUAGUUCCGAACCACCCAGCUUGACGGAGUCUAUGCAAAUGAUGGAUGAGAUUUUGGCCAAUCAGUCAAUGGAUCGUGUAGCCAAAAUUGAUAAACUCGAGGCGAUAUUAUCGGCUGUGACUCUAUUGCCAAGUGAUCAAAUUAUCACUUCAAAUGAUCAAUUGGGCACUACCAUAGCCACAACGGAUAAUUUGCAGAUUGUCAGAGAGAAAACGAAAAAUUUACUUCAGGUGAUUGUUGAGCCGGAGUAUAGUGAAAGCGUUGCAUUUGAGAAGUCUGAUUCCAAAAUAUUUACAUAUCCAGUGAAUGGAGAGAAAAUUAAAGGUCACAGUGCCUCUUCUCAAAGAUGGAAGAAGCUUUUGCAGCGUUACAUUUCAGUGUGUAUGCUGUACGCAUGCGGCAUGAAAAACUGCAACUGUGUUGGAGAACGCAGCACCACACCCACCGCCACAGCGCAUGUGCGCCAGACCAUAGAUAAAGGCCAAGUAAGAAUGAUUGACGCAGCAUCACAAACACUAAGCACCGGUGAUAUAGUCAUAACCAAAAUUAUAUUCGAGGAUGAACAUGAAAAGGCCAAAGAGAAGGUGUUGACCUCAUCACCGAAGCGCAAUAAUUCAUAAAUCCAACAAUAGGUGGCUCUCAAAAGCCUUCGAAAAGAGAGCAAGAGAGAGCAAUAGUCCCAAACACAAUGUUUGAAGAGAUUUUUAUUAACAACAGAAAAAAGAGAUCAACUGAGAAAAAAAGAAAAAAAAAACACACACACACACACACACACAUAAAUGAUUCCUAAUUAAUGAAAAGAGAAGAAAGCAAAAAAAAAAGAAAAACUUAAGAAACAAACUUGAUUAAAAUUAUUAUAGCUCUACAACUUAUUUUUGUUGAUAAUUUUUUUCCACAAACUAAAUACUACAUUUAUUUAUGGUAAUUAAUUAUUAUUAAAACUUUUAUUAUUAUUGUAAUAUUUUUUUUUGUUUCCCUAGGGAAUUAAAAGUGAGAAAGAAUUAUAGUUAAAAAGCCCCUUCCCACAAGAUAAAACCCUAAGCAAUAUUGUAGUAUGUGCCUAAAUGUUGAACAUUUAUUGCUAAACAAACAAAAAAAUAUAAAAAAUUUAAAAAGAAAAAAAAAAAACGUAAAUAAAAAUUUCAUUUUCAUUUCCCUUCCGGCAAGAGAAGUAGAAGAAUUGAAAUUAUCUUUUCGCGACACAAGAGAAACAAAACAGAAAUCUAACAAUUCCUUUAUUUUAUGUUAAAUGUUAAAAUUUAAUCAACCAAAAAAAAAAAAACAGAAAAUUUACUAUUGAUUUUUUUUUCUUCUCAUGUAUACACAUUUAUUAUUAUCGUUGAAAAAAAAAUUUUAACAUUUUUGUUUUUUAAUUUUUUUUUAUAUCCCAAAAACAAAACAACCAGAACACAUUCAAACAUUAUUUGUAAAAUGAACGAAAAUCAGAUUAUAUAUAAAUUCUUUAUAGGUAAAACGAAAAACAAAAACCACAAAAAAACUACGGAAACAAUUAUAUCAUCAUUUAUUGCAAAUAAAAUAAAAAAAAACUAAAAAAAUACAUACAUA
Stomoxys calcitrans (stable fly) is the source of this 5581-nucleotide messenger RNA. RefSeq names its product beclin-1-like protein A (gene egl). Gene Ontology annotation, biological process: nucleobase-containing compound metabolic process. The record is from RefSeq and is a predicted model, not a curated record. The transcript has 11 exons. Bases 1396 to 4635 code for a protein of 1079 amino acids. Lineage: Eukaryota; Metazoa; Arthropoda; Insecta; Diptera; Muscidae. Gene Ontology annotation, molecular function: nucleic acid binding; 3'-5' exonuclease activity.